Molecule: messenger RNA, 5345 nt
Organism: Catharus ustulatus (Swainson's thrush)
Lineage: Eukaryota; Metazoa; Chordata; Aves; Passeriformes; Turdidae
Gene: ANKDD1B
Product: ankyrin repeat and death domain containing 1B
Exons: 14
Coding region: 2847-4142 (431 amino acids)
Biological process (GO): signal transduction
Molecular function (GO): protein binding
Source: RefSeq, a predicted model, not a curated record
UUUCAGCUAAUUCAAAUGACACAUAGUGUGUCUACAUUGUCAUGGUUAUUAACUCCUGAAUCACUAAAGAAGUAUGAAGCAAGAGAGAUUAUUAAGAAAUAAAAUGCACAGAGCAAGAGACCUUUUUAGCAGCACAUGGCCAAUUCGUGGCUUCUGGACAGGAGAGAAAAGAACACUAUUUUUAGUUAGAAUUACAAAACUGUCCUUGCUAAUGCAUAUACAGUGAAGAAACAUAAUUUUAUCUUGUUUUUGAAGGCGGUGUUGAGUAAAGUCUUGGGGGUGUUCCUGAUUGUCCUGAGGUACAUUUAUCUCUGGAACCUCCUAUAAGAUACAGCGGUCAGCAAGAAUGAAUGUGGCCUAAUUGUAAUUAAUUGCAGCUAAUUAGUACUGUAUCUUUUUUCCACAUUUGCCAUAAAUUUGCCUUGAGCAAGGUAUCCUUUGACCAUUGGUUUACCUGAGUUUGAAAUCAAGUUAAUAGAAAGCUCUGUUGGAUACUUCCUAGGGUAAUGACUAUGAAAACUGGGACUAAGGCAUUUAUUCUUCAAAGAUCACUGUUCAUAAUAAUGAUUUUGGCUGUCAGCUAUGCUUGUUGUCACAGAUGCCAGAAGUGCAUUUUUAUUUGCAAAUGCUUUUUUUCUUUUUUUUCCCUUCCUUGUGCCUGCAUGUUGUAAUACAAAUAACACAUAUACUGUGAUUCCCAGGGAAGUUUGGAAGGAUGAUUUUUAUUUGAGCCACUUUGAUGAUUUCAUAGGAAUACUGGAAACACCUUUGCAAGUGUCAAGUUUAAUUUCUGAUUCAUUUUGUACAGCAAAAAUGUGAUUACUCUCCCUGAGAUUAUACCCAUGGGUAACAUAUAAAAUGCAAUUAAGUGAACAGCAUCCUGAUUUUCCUUAGCUUGCUCUGCAGUCAUACUGCCUCAAGCUGUGUCCUUAUUAGGCAAUAAUGAACUUAGACAUAAUGGGUUAGGAUGACCUUGCUUGAGAGGGCUCUAAGGAAUAGAUAAUUCCUGUAGUUCCUGGUCCAGCAGAGUGGUGCCUCCUUGGUGAUAUCAUUGGACAAGUGAUCUUCAACCCACAAUAUUCUAGACAGAACACAUCCAACUGAGUGUGACAUACUAUUGGAUUAUAAGUAUCUACUAACAUUUUUACAACCGGCGUAAUUGCUACAUGAUUUUCUUCUAAGUGAUUAAUUAAAUGUUGCAGUAGAAACAUGAAAAAUAUUCUGACCUCCAGCUAAACUAGUUAUCAGAUACUGGAAUUUUGCUUUUCAGAGUUACUGAAUAUGCCUUGUAACUACUUUAGCUGACCGAACAGAUGCUAGUUUUUGAACGGAGACAUUAAAGGAAGGUCUCAGUUUACAAGUGGGUUUUUUUUGUUUUGGUUUGUUUUUCCAGUCGUGUCACACUGUUUGGUUACUGUUUACACAUAUUGUGUUUCAGUGGUGUCUUUUAAAACAGAGCAAUUUCUCAAAAUAUAGGAAAUAAAUGCUGCAGUUUGUAGCAGUUACUGCUAUGCCUAUGCAGUAAUUUGGGAUGCAGUUAGAUAGCAAGAGCUUCAUAAAUAAACUGUUCCUGUGAGUACCAACUCUGGAAAUCCAUGUUGUGAAAAGUCUCCCUUUAGUUGCACUUGAAAGAUGAAACUAGAAAUACCAGCCAGAUGUCUCAAAAGGAGAAAAACAUAGUCAUGAAAUGCUUUGAUGAUGAGAAGCAAGUGAUUCUCAUAACAUUAAAUCAGUAGAAAUAGCAGAAAGUAUAAACAGUAUCAUCAUGCCUUAUGUUGGUUAUGGCUGCUUUUUUAAUAAUAUGGAGUUUCCAUAUUAUGUUUUCCCACAGUACUGCCCGAUGAGAGAGAAUUUCAAUAUGCUGCUAAAAUGAACAAUUUGGAUACCAUGGAAAAGCUGUUUAAAAAGAAUGUUAAUAUAAAUGCUGUAGAUACUGUGAGUAUGAAGUGCCGGACAGAUCACUGAUAUGACGGAUGACUCCUUGGGGUUUCAUGGGGGAAUGCCAGCAUACCCCCACAGUUGUAAGGUGGUGAGACUGCAGAAGUGCCCUCUAGGACCUGAUGCAGAGUCAUUUCCUAUGGCCAUUAUGGACAUUAAGAUUGUACAGCAUAACUCUCAGGUUUUGCAGUAGUCACUGGGAGCUAAGGACUUCUCAGCUUUGUGCCUGCCCUGGUGUUUCCUCAGAGCUCUAAUUUCUCAAGUUCUCCAUUGUUCUGAGUGGGAUGACUUUACCUCACUUUAAGAAUGGAUUAAUGCUCCUAGCGUUACAAAUUUCUAGAAAGAAGUAUUACUCUUUGGUCUGCAUGGAACUGUGGGAGCAUUCUACAACAUCCUCAAUCUCCAGCCUGAACUUGGAGUUCGUAUUUACCCUAGAUACACAAAAAUGCAUUUCUUAUGCUGACUUCAGUGCUAGGCCUAAAAUCUAAGGACGUAUACUUCACAGCAGCUAAAUAUAUCACUGUGUUCCAUGUGAGAGGUAGUUCAACAGCAACGAAGCAGUCAUACUAAUCUGGGAGUUUUGCAUAACAGCAUCCUCUCAAUGGCUACAUAUAAAUCAUCUACCCAUGAAUGUCCAAUGUUACUUGUUCUGGGUUCUGAAAAAAACUGCUUCCCAUGCACACAUGCAUUUUCACCCACUGGGGAAUUCAGAAGCUGGUAUAGUGCAUUUGCUUGCUUUGAAACAGACAAGAAGAUAAACAUUUCCUCUGAGCACACUUCUCUUGAAUACUGAGAGUAUCACUUGCAUUAUACCCUAAAAGCUGAAGCGCACAGCGCUACAUUUUGCUGUUGCGGGAGGUCAUUUGUCCGUGGUGGAUUUUCUUCUUCAUCAUAAAGCUAGACUUGACAUGGCAGAUCAGCAUGGCCUGACAGUGAUUCAUCUUGCAGCUUGGACUGGAAAUCUGGAUGUAAUGCGAAAAUUAGUUAAAGCAGGUGCUGAUCAAAAGGCUAAGAACGAGGAAGGAAUGAAUGUACUGCAUUUUGCAGCUCAGAGCAACAGCAUUAAAAUAGUUGAUUAUUUCCUGCAAGAUCUUCAUCUGAAUGACCUGAACAAACCUGAUGGGAAGGGUAAAAAGCCGUUUCUUCUGGCCUCUGAAAAAGGCCAUGUUGACAUGAUAAAAAAAUUGAUCUCUCUGAAGCUAUUUACGUCUGAAAAAGAUGAGGAGGGAAACACAGCAUUGCAUUUAGCAGCCAAAAAUGGUCACAGUGGAGUUGUAGAAAUUCUGCUUGAACAGUGGGAAAAUAUAAAUGACCUCAAUCAGAAUGGAGAAACUCCAUUUUACUUGGCUGUUGAAGGAGGUAAUGAAAAAUGUGCUGAACUCUUACUGGAGGCAGGGAGUGACAUCAAUGUUUCAACUCAGAACAAUAGCGGUGCUUUGCAGGUUGCAGUUCAGAAUGGACAUCUAUCCUUGGUUACUUUUCUUAUUGAUAAGAAUAUUGACCUGGUUGCUAAACCUGAGCAGAAGAAUUCCCCUCUCCAUUUAGCCAUUAUCAGUAAUAAUCUACCGGUAGUAAAAAGCCUUUUGGAUGCCAAUCACGACAUAAACUCCUUAAAUCACAGGCAGGAAACCCCUCUACAUCUGGCAGCUGAUCUUGGCAAUGUGGAGUUGGUGGAAGUGCUGCUGAAGUCAGGCUGCAAUCUCAAGACCACGGAUAAGCACGGAAAAACUGCACUAGCCACAGCAUCAAGGAGCCAUCAUGCCCUCAUUGUAGAUAUGAUCAUUAAAGCAGAAAGGUAUUUUACCAUGAAACAGACACAGCUAGCCCAUAGUGGUAAUGGGUCAGACUUCGGUGUGUCCUUCAAACAAGAUCACAGUACACAAACCAAGCAAAUCCGUUCCUCCCUUUGGAAUCUAGCAUACAACCAAUUAAAACCCCACGAAUGGAAAAAACUGGCUGUGUUCUGGAAGUUCAGUGAUGAACAAAUUAAAGCUAUUGAAGAACAGUGGACAGGGAAAAAAAGUUACAAGGAACAUGGAAACAGAAUGUUGCUCAUCUGGUUACAUGGUACAUUGCUGGCUCAUCAGAAUCCUGUUAAACAUCUAUAUGAAGAUCUGGUGGAAGCAGGACUUCAGCCUUUAGCUGAGAAGAUCCGAGCUUCAGUUUGCAUUGACAUGGACUCCAGGAAAUGUGUAAUUUCAUGAAUUCAUCAAUAAAGCAUGGCAUAUAUCAUGGAAUUACAUGCCAGAUGGAAAGUGGCUUUCAAAUAUCUUUUUGGGAAACAAAAAACCUAUUUUGAAGUUGUACAACUUUUUCCACCCUAGAAGAACUUGCAUUUCUCAAACGGUUACCAUUUUUUUUCAAAUGCUUGCUAUAUAGAAAUGUAAAAAAUUUGAGCUCAAAUGGCUGACUGGCAGUUUAUAACUGCCAAGCAAGACUCACCACUUAAAAUUUUUACACCCGACCUAACAGUGAUAAAGUAAUGUUGUAUUGAAAUUGCAAAUUAAGCUACUUUGUAUUUGACGUGAAAUGUAAAUAAGAUGUUUUUUACAUGAAAAAAAAAUGAAUCUAAUAAGUGAAGAUUAUGUAUAUAAAUCAAUUACCACUUCCAGAAAUAACCUGGCAUCUGACCUCAUGUGGGAUUCAGGUUUUUACAAAUUCUUGCUAUGAUUAUGACAAAUCUUUCUAUGUAGUGAAGAAACACAAAAAUGUCACAUGUAAACACCACAUGUGGUUGGCUGCAGAACUUUCUAUCAUGGUGUGACGCUGUACAUAUACCCCCAAAAGAGCAUUUGAUAUUUAAUACUCAACACAUCUAGCAAUUAUUUACCUAUUUCUUGUUCCUGUCUUGAAUUAAUACUUGGCAGUGUCCUGCUGAAUAUGUUUAAAGGUUUUAUUACUGAAUAUAUUUAAUAUCUGAAAAAUUAUGUAAAUGUCUUUGUGAUCUUUUUUAUAACAUAGCAAUAGUUUUAUCAUGUAAUGGAGGAACUGAAUUGCCUUUUCUGUUUGAAUAUAGCUAGCAUCAUUUUGUGCUGAAUCCUAUCCUACUGUUUGUACUAAAAAGGUCAUCUGUAUCUUAGUCUGAAGUCCUAUUCCAAACUGCCCUCUUGUGUGCAACCUUUUUUGACUUUGUUGCAUCCCAGAAAGAUGAAGACCAGACCAUUAAAUCCUAAGGUUUUGGAAUUAGGGAUCUAAAGUACAGAUGCUUGGAACCCAUUCAUCAAGUUCUGCAACAUAAACUUGGAAAAUGAAAAUGUUUAAGAAUUUGAUGGACUAGAUACCUCACCUAGCCUAAAUUGGACCCUCAGUGUGGAUGAUGCAACCCUGCUGUUUUCCAUUUAAAUACACUGGUGUUGGAUAUAAUUAUGGUGCAUGUCAAGUACACUUACUUGCAUAAGCAACUAAAA